Messenger RNA from Porites lobata, 19547 nucleotides. NCBI's taxonomy places the organism in Eukaryota, Metazoa, Cnidaria, Anthozoa, Scleractinia, Poritidae. The record is from the annotation of a GenBank genome assembly.
AGAACCAUUAUUUAGGGUAUUCCUGCAGCUCUAAGAAAAACAAAACUGAAAGAAACUGCUGUGCGUCUUGUUCCUGGUGUGAGAAAUAACGAUUCCGCCAUUCUUGGAAAGAGACUGCGUGAACUCAUGGUGACAUUUUUCAUCUUGUGCCGGCGCAAAUAGUGACAUUUACCCUUAAAAAGGUUUUAAAGUCAACCGUGAAGAUGACUUCCCAUCGUUAUGGGAAAUAACUGGACUAAACAGCUCAUUAAGUGAGAGGCAAGACUCGAUGUUUGAUCGCUAUUUGGAGGAAAUGAAGCCAUUCGUUCUUCGGCUGCCUCACAAAUCAGGUAACCUAACACAAGUGCACGAUAUACAAUUCAGUUGCUAGGCUUUUAAGAAUAUUGUUACGUUGGCAGUUUGCUCUCUUUGUUUUAAGUGAUGUCGUUAUGUUUUGUUAAACAUCACAACAAGGUCUCUCCAGCCUUGUAAGAGAAGCCAUCGACAAAGAUCACAAGCAAAUGUUACAGGGUUUUAAAACAUUAUAAACAUUGGGCUUAAAGCUUAAGCUUUACUUUAAUCUCAUAACACCUGAUAACACCCAGGACAAAAGGCAUAAUUAAUAUAACCUUGUAUACGAUCCUAAACUGCGUUAAUCGUCAUAAUUUAAGUGAACUAGUUUUUUCGAACGUUUCAGUUCGACCAGGGUGUUUGGGUAAAUGGUGUAUGUUUUUUAACUACAUCAUUUAACUUGAAUUAAUUCUUUAAGGUGAAACACAGCUAAUUAUUUUGGACUUCACUGUUGUGUUUUUUCAGAGAAAUUUGGCAAACCUCACCUAUCAACAAUUUUUUCUUUUUAUUUCCAGCUGUUUUUUUUUGUUACACCAUUGUUACUUCCUUGCCAACCUUGACCUUAUAUUAAACUUUUGUGCUUUAAGAAUGAAAAUAUUGUUGUCUGUACCUUGUCCUGUGGUUCUCAGUUCCAAACGUGGUAGCAACUAUAGCGGAAAAAGGCAUCUGCUCUUGCAGGUGACUUGUCGAAACACCCUAAAAAACAGGGCAUUCACACUGUAACACAAUAGGCACCCUUGAGGAUCAACAUAGGUUAAGUACUUUUAGCCUUAUUUUAAUUUUGACACACUCCACUCUAUAGAUCUAUCCCAUUAUUAAUGUUUUCCCUAUAUAAAAGUCAUUGUGACAAAUAAAUUUUCGGAGAGAAUUUCUUCAACUACAAACAGUUCAGUGUGUGUUUACCCUGUGAACUGUUUAUAGCUGAUGUCAGCAAUUAUCCAGGCCUUAUUCCUAAUGAGUCGUCUAUUUAUAACUGUCAAUCUUCAUUUGAACCGAGAAAUUUGAUUGUUAGUUCAAUUCCUUUCUGGUUAAUAAAAGGCUUUCCAAAAAGAUAAGCGGAAUCAAGCUCAUUAUUAAUUCUAACUGUAAAUCUGACUUAGGCUUAAAUAAAAUUAUUGAUUUUAAGUUAUCGUCUGCUCUGGGCAGAUAAGAAGUUUGUCUUGACAGGGACUUGUAUGUGCACAAUCUGUAACCAUGUUAGUUUCUUGAAGCUCAGUACUACUUGUAAUCACACAUGAAGGAAAUAAUAAUAUGUUAUUGAAUUAUGAAAAAAGAAAAGAUUGGUUAAUCUUCAGUCCAAUCAACUUUCAAGCAUAUAGUAUCACAAUAACAGUGUAUGGGACGGUUUAACUGUUUAAUCAACUAAAGAAAUGAUGAGAUUUGUGUAGGAGACAUGCUAAUAUCAGCAGAAUCAUUGACGGAGAUCCUUCCUUUGUCCUAAAACAGAGAGUUUCUUAAAAUGUAUAAUAAAGCUUAAUAACAGUUGAAACAUUCAUUGUUACAGAGAGACAAAGAGUGGCAUUAUGGAUCAAAAAGCUUUGUGAACCUCCUGGACCAGGCACAAGCGGAAGGUAAGUAGACAGAAACACUUAAUAUGAAAACCUGGCUUUGAUUGUUAAUGUCUGCAUGCAACUGCCCUGGAAAGGGAUAACUUGCAGUCACACAGCAGACGUUAAACCCAAAAACUUGAAAAAGUUUACUCAAACCAAUUCUCCUUUCAAAUCAAUUUUCAGUAAAUUUUAACUUACCAGCUCAAACUCCUGCUAAAUUGAACUUUUUGUUGCCCUUGGGAAUUUCAGUUAAUAAGGUUCUACUCUAUCUAGAGCUAAAACAACUAUGUUAAUAUUCAGGCUAAUAUUGUGCAAAUUACUGCCCUCAUUGCCUUACUUGCUUAUUAUAGGCUCCCUACUAUGGGGGCCCUAAGGGCCAGAUAUUUAAACAGAGUUUAGCUGGUGUUUAACAAAACCGUGUUCCAAGCCAUUUUCAGUUUGCCAAAUUCCUUUAUUGUAACAUGUUUUGUGUUUAUGGCGUAGAAUAGAAAGCACUUGUCUUCUUAACACAACCCACUAAGGAAGAGAUCUGGAGAUCCAAAGAUUUCCUAAACCGCGGUCUAAGUUAGACUUCGUUUCAAUAACCAACCCAAAAUUUCUUAGAUUCAGACCUUUGGCUCACUUCAUUUUUUCCUAAAGCACAGCCUUGUAUACUGUAUAUGACCUAAAACAUGAGUGUUGACAUUUCUCGAUCUUUCUCACACAGAAAAAACCGUAACCUGUAUGCACAGUUGUUGCUUCAUAUGGUAAAGCGUGGCCUUUUAGAAGAUCCUUUUACCAGAAGACCAGAGGCAGGACCACUUCAGCCAUUGCCAUCUUAUAUGGUAUAAAAUAUACAACAUGUACAUCUGUACAUGUUCUAGUUAGAAAUGAAAUUUACGUUCAAAUGGUUUUUACCUACAGUCUCAGACAAAAAUAGUAGGGACACUUCCACCAAAUGCUGUUUUUUUAUUGUCCUCCCAAUGUUGUGUAUCGCAGUUAACUCACCAAAUCUUGCACACCAACAUUGGGAGGGUAAGAAGACAGUUUUAUGUCCCAGCAGUUUUGCCUGGGACUCUAGGUUGAUUCUCAAUAUUCUUUUGUCUCCUAUGCUGUAAACCUUAGGAGACAGACAGAGGUGAGAAUCAAAAGCUUGGUAAUCAAGGGCUGAAUGUGGGAUUACAUGUAGAUCAGGAGUCACUGAGAGCCUGACUCCACUCACCUCUUCAAUAAUUUAAACUAUAUUAAGGGUAACAAAGCAGUAAGUUGUGCUUCCAGUGGAGCCAAGUGCAUCUUUUUUUGCCAGACAGUUUUGAACAAAGGGUCAUCCACUCAUCUGAUUAUGUAAGAGUAAGUAAAUUGGUACAAAAUCUCGUUCUUUUUGUUGCAGUCCAUAUAUCUUGAUGAACCUGUAAGUAGAAAAAGUGCCACUGUGGAACUUGAAGAGGUAAUAUGUUAUUUUAUUUACAUUACUUUGUUCUGUUUCUUGUUGUCAGGACAUACAACAUACAACACAUGUAUAUGUUGUGGUUCAAAAUUUUCGUACUAGUUAAAAGUAAAUGGUUUUCAAACCAUGUUAAUUUGUAUUUUCUUCCUGUGAAAUCAGUUUCCCUAGAAUGGAAAAUGCCUUUGUUUUGAGCAAAGGAAAAUUUGAACCAUAAAAAAGUCUGGUACAUGUACAUUGAGUUGAGAACUGAUUAUCAAGGUUUAAUUUUUUUCCAUGGCAGUGGUAGUUUAUAGAAGGCAUGGAUACCUUCUUCACUCUUCAGUACUGAUUUUUGUGAAAAAAUUGCAUAAUUUCCAGGAGUUUGGUCAUCAACCCCCUGACUGGCUCAGAGAGAUUGCUAGUUCAUCAGGUAUAGAGUUUAUCUUUCCAUUAUUGUCUGUUUCAUUGAUGGUAGAGUAUGUAUAUUAAGAGCUUCUUUGCUCACAAUGAUAUGAGGUAGAACUGUGUUAUGGAAUCUAGUACUUCCCAGCAUUAAAGCUUUAACCUGGUUUGUCUUGUUUAUUUUAGGAAGUAUAUAUUCUGAUACAUCUGGCAGCAUUCCUCUUCAUCCAAGAAGGUGUGAUUUUAUUAACACAUGUAUAUACAAGGCAUACAAUUUGCCAGGUUCAUCCUUCUCCCUACGCAAAAAACCCUAAAUAUAACACUUAGCUUUAAAACCUAAAUUUUCAAGGCCAGUUGAGUGCAUUUAUUACUUUAUUUUUCCUGAAUCCCUGAGUUUCAUUAUUUUAUUCAACAAUAAAUAAAGAAUACCAUCCUGUAAGUUUUAAGAAGAGCGAUAUGUCAAUUUUUUGUAUUCCUGUUUCAGGGAGCUUCCAACCACAAAUGGCGUAAAUCCCAUUCCUCAACCACGGUCCACAACUUAUAGCACCUCAAGCAGAGAGGAGAAAAAUGGCUAUGAAGUGGCUCCAGGUUUGGAUCAGGUCCUCGAAGAAAAACAGUACAAGGGACGUCAUUCACUAGGUUAUCCAUCUGAAGAUAUUCUAGAGUCAAGAUAUGGUGGUCGGAUUUCUCCACCAUCUCGUCGGAGUCCUUCAGAGUACCAGCACACUGAUUCAGGAUAUCCCUCUACAUCUCCUGUAAGUAUGAAUGAGUAGGAGAGUAUAUGGGAGUGGAGCCGAUUUAAAUUUGUUCUGAAGUUACAUUCUUGGAAGUUCAAAAUAAACAGAUGCAUAACCUUUAACCUCUUUUAAAAAAGGUUUAUAGCCAAUAGUUUAUGGUUACAUGUACCUUUGUUUUGGUACUUUUUCUUUUGAUAACCACAUUAAUUUUUUGUUGUUUUUCUAUUUUCAUCUAGCCAUCAAAAACAAACCACUACAAUGGCUUCACAAAAGGUGGGUUCUUUUUUCAGUAUUAAAAACAGGUCUGUUGUAAAACCAUGUCUAAUACAUGUAACAUGACUAAUACUUACCUCUCCCUUUAUUGCUACACUGUAGGUAGUUUUCUUGAUUCACAUCUUUCGCUGUACCAUUCAGAACAUGUCCUUCCAUUGUUGCACUAGAUAAAGUUAGGGACCCUGUCCCAGUGGCAUAAGUAGCUUAAUAAUUAAUGGGAUUUUUGCACCCUGUGUUUUCAGGCUCUUUUUCUCUUUUUUUAAAUUGUUCUCUUUUGUUGUCUUCUAAAGGUCUAUCAUCUAUCAAUGGAACUUUCAGAGAUGACCAUAGUUUUAGUCGAUCGAGUGACAGAGAGGUACAUGUAACAACCACAGUUCUAAAUACAAUAAUGAACAAGCUAUAACAAGCACCUUUACAUUUUCAACAUAAUAAAUUAACAAUUGACUUCAACAUUAUGACUGAAGCAAUUUAAUAUUUUUAUAAUAGUCCAUCAACUUGGUUUCUAAUUUAGAAAUGAAACAAAACAAAAAUUAGUGUCUUUUCUCUUCUUAUGUUGCUCAUGACAGAAAUUAAAGUAGGCACAGUUUGAGUUUAAAUAAUAUUAGAUGCUUCACAUAACCUUCUAGUGAGACCAAUAUUUAUUAAACCUUCGAAAUAUUGUCCUCUCAAGAUCAAGUAGUUAAAACCUUUUUGAAACUGUUGCAUGGCAUGCUCCCCUCUCUGAGUUUUUGUUUUGAGUUUUUUCAGUUUAAGUUGUUUAGCUGUCCCUGUCCUUUAAAUUAAUGUAGUAUUCAUUCUCGUAUUUAUUUAUUCAGUGUACUUCUUUUUUAACUGCUGUUUCUUCAGAUUGAGCUAAGAACGAAAAUGGUUGAGGCAAAGUACCAUGAAGAUAAGCUUAAGCUUCAACAACAACAUGAUGUUGCUGUCCAAAAGGUAAUUUAAGUAGCAAAAAGUUGAUAAUAGGUCAAGACUAAAAAUGUUGGUGUAAGUCCGUAAAAUUGAGACCUCUUAAGAACUGUACCUUUAUACUUUGUCCAGUUAUUUUGCGGGGGUCAGAAUUGCUGUAAGGUGUCCGUGAGUCAUCAUUUUGAGAAAAUAAUUCUUUCUAACUCUUAGAUAUCAUGGAUAUGUUUUUUUUUUUUUGUAGAUUUUAGACAGAAAGAACAUGGAAUUAGAGGAAGUGAAAUCGCACUACAGAAACAAGAUAACUGAAAUGGAAGCAGCUGCUAAGAAACAGGAAAGAAAAGGUAACAAUAAUUUAAGAAAAACGUUUUACCCACUUCCCUUCUCUCCAAGAUCCAAAAGAUAUGAGAAGCACCUCAUUUAGUAGCACAAGUCUGUCUUGGCAACUCUUUGGCCAACAGUGGUUAAACUGUAAGUUGGAGGAAAAGUAGACAGCAAAAAGACAUUCACUAGGAAUGUUUUGCACAAGUAACAACCUAAUUCUCUAUGUUACAUAGUCUCUUGAUGAAAUUCAGUGAAAUAAGAAUUAUUGCUUUGUCAGGAUGUUAGGACUUUGAUCAUAUACCCACUAAAUAAGGGAGGGCUAAGCUUGUUUAAAAUGAGAGAGAGAGAGAGAGAGGUGCAAAAUGUGCUACAAACUGGAGUGCAAUUUUUCCUCCUUCUCUAUGGAGGCUUUCAUACCAUUGAUAAUAGAUUAUUGAGGACACAAAAUGUUGUGCUUGUUGAUAGCUGUUGACAGAUCCUCUAUUUUCUCUAUACAGUUGAGAGCACUUAUGAAAAUGAAAACCGUGGGGGAUAUAUUCACUGCUAGUUUCGUGGGGGGGAGGGGGGGUGUAAAUAUUGCACUCACUCUCCAAAUUUCUUUGCGGGGGUGGGGAAAGGAAAAAACGUAUGUGCACAGACUGGUAUGCUGAGAGCUGAAAGAAAUUUUUCAAAUCUCUUUGCAAGUACAGUUGUUCAUCACUAGUAUCUGUUUCUUGUGUUCCCAUUUCAAAGCCAUCACUUUCUUUAAUUUAUCAUCAAGAGGGCCUUAUUCAUUCUAGGUGAAUGAACACAUUACAAAUGAACAGUGAUUCUUGUAUUCAGUUUCUCAGCUCGUCAGAGAAGCACAGACAAUGAAGGAGCAGAGAGAUCAACAAAUAGCUGAACUGAAGACUCUGGCCGAGCAGAGUGGUGAAACAGCACAGCAUGGCUUUGAAAAAAAGGUCAGUACUUACCUCUUUAUGCCUACUUAUUAUCUUAGUUAGAUGUUUUGGUGAGAACAAGGAGAACUGUGCACACAACUUAGUAUUGAGAAAAUCUCAUUCUCGCGGUUGUCCUCGUCUUAAAAUCUAACAAGAUAUCUCUAUUAACUGCCCACACCCAUUUCAAAGGGAAUGACAAGGAAAUUGUUUUCUUGUGGCCUUAAUUCAGUUGAAUGACAAGAUAGCAGAGUUUGAGCAAGAGAAGUUUGAGAUGCAAAAGCAACACACGCAGAAUAUCCAGGAAUUACUGGACGAAACAAAUCAGAGACUGCAAAAAAUGGAGACUGAAUACAAUCAGCAAAAUGCAGCCACAGUAAGUGAAACAUGUAAAUGUACUAAGCAUAUUUGCAAAAUAAAUAUAAAAACCCAUUGGAGCCAGGAAGACAAGGUUUGGGGAGGCAGCAUGACCGAGUGGUUAGAGCGCUGGUGUUGCAAUCCAGAGGCCCCAAUCCCGCCCCGACCGCUAACAGGAUUAAUUCAUAGUAGUCGCGAGUUUAAAUCCUUGGCCAUGCUUGCCUAUAGCCAACUGGUUUGCCUCCAGGUAAUCGGGAUUUGUUUCUUGGAAUGUUUAUUUAAAUUUGUUGUUCCUGACUUUUGUAGAGGUACCAGGUGUUAGAAGAUUAGGUGACAGUACUUUCUCAAGGAAUCCAGUUCUUCUAGAUGAAAUUUUUGAUAAACGCUAGAAGGUAGUAUUUGACACUCAUUGUGAUUGCUGUUCUUUAGAGACUUGUAAUUCAGGAGUUGGAAACAAGAGUUCAACAACUUACUCAAGAAUCAGAAGGACUUCAAAGCUCACGAUCUAAGCUUGGAAAGGACAAGGUAAUAAAAUUUAUUACUGUGGCACUUGUUGUUGUCACUUGUGGGUCCUCAGUAUUUACUGGGACCUCUGUUGCGGUUAUCCUGUCUCGUGAAACCUAUUUUAGGUGCAUUCUAAUGUUAAUUAAUUCAUUUAAAUUUAUACUGGAGGCCUGUGACAUCGUGGCCGUUGGGAUGCAUUUUCGUCUUACAACGGUGAUCUCCCGUCUUCCUAAAUAGCCAACCCAAACUGAAUUUCUAGCUUUUCAAUCAAGCUGGUUAGUCUACACCAAUUAGAAGCAGAGAACGUAGCAAAAUUCAUUAGCAAGUGACAAUACUUUUUGCAUCAAGUGAGGGUCACAUGCAAAAGCCGACGCAAAUUUACAUAGAUAGAUAUAGAGAGAUGGUGACUUUCGUUAACAAGGGUAGCACAUGACAGUUUUAACAACUGAUGACCCAGUGGCCCUCGAAAAAAAGAUUACGUGAAAGAAAAAGAAAAAUAUAUAUAAAUAAAAAUUUAAAAUAGGUACACUUAUUCUGGCUAUUAUAAACUCAAGUCAUAAAUUUAAAUGUAUUAAAACUGAUAUAGAGACAGACUGAAAUAUACACAAGGUCGUGAAAGUUAAGAUAAAAUUCAGCAGGAGAAACUCUUCGAGAAGGGGAAAGGUCCUGAAGCCUUAACCUGACUCAGUGAAAGACAGUUUUAACCUAAUGUUUCACUUUGCUGCUUUCCUUUUUUAGGAAGAACUUGAACAACAGGCAUCCUCCCUGUCCAGUGAAUUACAAGAAGCCAAGACAGCGUAAUAUACGGUUUUUUGUUUUCUGUAUCUAUCAAAAUAGUUAGCACAUUAUUUCCUAGUUUCUGUUGAAUGUUCUUGGAGUCCUAGUCUGCAUACAUUUCUUGCCAAAAAUGAUAUCAAUCAUGGUAUUCUACAAGAGGGUCCGUGGUCGGUUUUUGGGGAUCCGGAAUUUCCCUUAUUUGAAGGCCGGGAUUCGGAAUUGAAAGUAUGCACGGGAUGCUGGAUGCCCAAAAUAACAUUAAGGGGUUGAGCGAAAAUUUGGGUCGGAAUAAUAACGGUAAUGAAAAACCCAGUAGCAGACGUAAACAUAGGGCACAUUGACACUCAAAAUUGGCUAUGAGUUUUUAACUUCUGACUACAGUAUGGUGACAAUCCAACCUUCUGCUUUGUUCUCAUCGCUGCAUGGAUACCAGAACAGCUACUGGCAGGUUAGAAGUAGUUUAUCUAUUACCAAAUACGAUUAAAAGAGUUCUGUAUAUUCGCUUUUUAGCCUGGCAAAAAUGGAACGAGACCAUUCUUCCGCGAUCAAUGAACACAAAGCGGUAAUCAAACAGUUAAACAAGAAGACGGAUGCUAGCAUGGAAGGAAUGAAACAACAGCAUGCAGGAGCCAUUGCUAAGGUAUCUUCCCGUUUUAUAUUAGUGAACUUACGCAACAGGACGGGAACAGAAAGAGAACGGCAAACAUUUUGUGGCAAGCUAGGGUUCUAUCCUGGAUUUAUCGUUUAGGGGAGAAGUCCCGGCAAUAAUUAUGUUUUUGGAAAAAUUUUGCAAAUUUUGAGACAUUUUCCCAGAUACCUUACUUCAUGUCACCUCGAUGAAAAAGUUUCUUACAUACUGUAAUGAUAUGGGGGAAAGGUGGGCAUUUUGAAGAAUGAAAAUAAGAAAACCCUAACAAACUUGGUUUUGAAUUUCAAAACCACCACCUUUCACAAUGAGAAAAGGGAGUGAGAGGGGUGAUUGAAAGAAGAAACUCUAACAAGCUUGGUGAAUAAAAACCACCAGCUAACCUAUAUGAAAGGCAAGUUUCAAUUACGAUGAGCCACCUCAUGCCCUGGCAGCCUCAUUCUUUGCUGACUUUUGGAAUGUGUAGUAUCUCCCUUUAUCUUGAAUUUUUCUGCAUCGUAAGUUUUUUGAUUUUGCACAAGAGGUAAAUCACAAUGUUGCUCUUCUCUUUCUGAAAUUAAAUCUCGUGAGUGAUUUUAUGAUCUGUGUACAUUUAGGCGACAGACACGAUAGCGGAAUUGGAGUCACAGGUUACCCAGCUGAAACAGGCACUCCAAGAUACUGAGUUUCAACGCCAGAGACAGCUUAGGGUAAGGAUUUAAUUGAAGUUACCGCUGUCCCAGCAGCAGCUUUUUUAGUUAUCUUUAAUUAUCUCUAAACAUGCGCCACUUUGAAAACGAUGUUAACUGGGCCGAUUUUUGUUGCUGUCCCUGUUACUAGGGACAACAGCUUCCUAGUUUCCCACAAAGUUACGCAUUUCGUUUCAAUUAUCGUCCUCAAAAAGAUGGAUCCUACCAUUCCGGGAUUUUUUCGAGGAAACGUAAUUUUUGUGUUGAAUAACAAGUUUUUGAUAGUAGUUUUGAUGCUUUUCCAUUAACAGGAACUAGAAGCCGCGCACAAACAAGAGAAAUUAAACUUAGAGCAUCUUCACGAGAAAAAGGUGAGCGACCUUAGUUACAAUGCUGAACAUAUGAGCUAAGAAAAAAAGUGAAGUUCCUGUUCAGUAAGAAUAAACUACAAAUGGAGAGAGUUUCGUGGAAGGCUAGAUAUUUCUCUGUUCCUUUUUCAGAUUCGGGGGAUUCAGGCAGAGCUAAAUCAGGGUGAAGAAGAGUCCGAGAAGCGUAUUAGAAAGUUGGAGGCCGCCCUGAAGUAAGCUCGCCAUGUGAAUGCAAAUGAUCUUCGUUAUUGUUGUUGUUUUGCUUUGAGGAAUUUGGGAUUCCUUAAUUAUUACUUACAUUUUGGCACCUCUCUAUUUUAAGGAGCGUGAAACCUGCGUAAAGUAGCCUUCGUUCUUACCAUACUCCACACAAAUCGUAUUGCGAUAAUGAGAACCCUGAAAUAGUUUAAGAGCGGCGAGGAAGGUAUGAAAUAGGGUGUGACUUUGAUGCCCUGAGAUACAUCUUGUGCAUAAAGGCCGAUACACACGAGGGAUUUUGCUCCCGGAGCAUGCUCCAGGGGCAAGCUCCGGGAGCAAAGCUCUUGUGUGUGUACCAACGAUUUCAUGGGUAUACUUCAUCCUCGGGAGCAGAAUUUCCACCCUGCAAAAUGCUCCACGAUAUUCAAGAGGUUAAAUAUUUGAGAGCAAGCUCCCGCGGGUUCACAUGGUGCUAAAUAAUCAUUCUUUUCUAAAGGGAACGUGACGAUCAAGUACAAAAACUUUCUGAAGUUCAAAAACAGCAAGCUCAGCAGGCUGAACUAGCGCUGGAGGAUUUUAAAAGUCAAGUAGAGAGAAAUUCAGGAAGAAUGUUUGACGAGAUGAAAGCACAGGUAAAGAUUAUUCCGCUGUCACUCACGCGUUUAGCGGUCAGUCAAUCUGCCAGACAAUCACUAUCGAUAUGCUGUCACCAUUCAACACUAGGCACUGACUGUGUCUCGUCCUCAGAAAUUCGCGCAUGCUUAUCUGGGGAUAGUUGGUUUAUUAUUGAGGUAAGCGCGGUGGGUGGGGGUGGGGGGGGUCUCCUGCCGAUUAUCACUGGCUCGCGCCCAGCGCUCGUAUUUAUGCUCCCCACGUAGAGACCCUUGGAAAAAGGGAAACUGGAAACUCUGAUUUGAAAGAUCGAAUCAUUCACGCCAUUGCGUUCGGGAAGCAUCAGAAUAUAUUGGCUAUCGUUUGAGGCACUUUCAGUUUUAGUCUCUGUAGCUGAUUUGGCUAAACUUUGUAGCGUGUCUUCGUUUCUCAAAGAGUAAUUUAAUCGUUGAAUGUUUGAGCAAAUGGUAAGCAUCAAGUGACUGUCUCCUGGCAGUCAGUCAAACAGUUGGUCAAUUAUUUACCCGUUCAGUCGCCCAUUCAUUCCUUCAAUGUUUGCUAGCCAGCUGGUUGAUAAGCAGUUUCUCUAUUGUCAGUGAGUCAAAAAGUCAUUCGGGCAUUUACUAUUCAGUCAGUCAACCACCCGUUCAUUUCCAUGAACUAUUAGGCUGAUUUAGCAACAGGACGAAAACGUCAGUUGAUGACGGGAAAGCCCGCGGAAAGGACUAAACACGACUUCCGGUGCCCAAUUUGCCGCUCUGCCAUUGGUCAAGGUCAAGCCAGUUGUUUGAUCUGCGCGCGCCGUCGUCAACUGACGUUCCCGUUCUGUUGCUAAAUCAGCCUAUUAUUAUUCUGCAGAUGGAGAAAGUUGAAGAAGACCUGGCUCGUUCCAAGAAUCUUCGGGAAAAGCAGGCAAAGGAAUUUAGCCGCCAACUAGAUGACCUCAAAAUCAAGCAUGAAAAAGAGGUACACCUUUUUGUAUGUCAAUUUUGUCCUUAAGUUGUGAAAAACAUUCAUCGUGUGUCCUUACCGUGAACUCUGAAGGAAAAGCACGUAAUGAUUAUUAGAAUUGCAGUAGUCCUCAACCGUGGAGUAAACAAAAGGUAACAAUUAUUUUAAUUCACUCAUACAGGACCAUAGAUACGUACAAUCUUGGACAAAGCUCUUGCUAAAAUUGCAUACUUGGAGAGCAUUUUUCUAAACAUCGUAGCCGCGGCGAUUCUUCGCUCCCCCUGCCCCCUCAUUCCUGGGCGUUCGAAGUAAGCAACGUUGAACUGGGGAAGGGGGUUUUCUUUAUGCAAAGCAGUUGAUUUGGAAAUGGUUUUGUUGUAUAAGGUAGUGCGUUCUAUGUUCUCAAGUAGUUUUGUCCAGGAUUGUAGCAAAAUUUGUGUUGAUCUCUAGCUGAUUGUGUGCUCGUGACGGAAACACUUAACUCGUCUGUUCUGAACCGAGUUUAUCUACUGCCAUACUUGCUAGCUUGCUUACUUACUAACAUCCUUCCUUUUUCUCUCAGAUUGCAGAAAUAAGUAUUAGACACGAGCAGGAGAAAGCACAGACCCUCAGGGCUCAUCAGAUAGAAAGAGAUUCGUUGUUAAAGGAACACGAACAAGGAAAGGUAGAAUAAAAGAACAUCAGCAACUAAUACUCCAUGGGUUUAGCAGAAAGAUACUCAUUUCACCGACGUCAGAUAAGACCCCGUAUUUGUUGAAACAACUACAUCAGGCUUAUACUCUGUUUCAAAACCGGCUGAAACAGAGUGUAAGCCCAGUAGAAUGUUUUUCACAGUAGUUCAUUUUGACGCAGAUUUUUAAUUUUCAUCAGAAUUUUUCCCUCGAACUAGCAGGCGCCGGUUUUUUAAGGACGAAGGGAAAGUAUGGCCUCAGUUGGAUAGCGCCAUCACCGGAUAGAUCAGUAUUAGCAAAACCAAUUGCGUUAUCCAGCAGAUAGAGAUUUAUCCGGUGGAUAGAUUUAUCCAACGCACCGUUUAAGCAUCUUGGGCCUGAGAAACAGGUGGUUUAUUUUCGUUGCCUUUCAGUGACUUCUCUUUCUAAGGGAAGAUACCGAGAAGGCUCAUUGCUUUUUUGUUUUAUCCUUUCUUUUAGGAAAUGCAACUGGAAAAGCUUCGCCAGAAAAUGUUAGAACACGAAAAUCAAGCCCGAAACAGGACAACAAAAGAUGCCAAGGUAUUUAACGAGUUUAUAAGUACUGAGCUUUUAAUCUCGCGGUUUCAUCGCUCAUUUAGCUCAUUUGCGCGCUCACCAAACAAAACCACCAUCUACACAGGCUAAGAUUUUAAAAUUUCUAUUUUGUCUCAUUUUACCAGGAUGCAGGCGGACUUAAAAUUGCGGUGUUACGUGUAUACAGUACAAUUCUGAUAUUUCUAAUCUCCUCGGGAGAAGGAAAUUGGUUCGAAUUGUUGGAAGGGGGAUGUAAAAAUACUGUGGUUGACUGGGGGAGGGACGUCAGGUUUGGUUCAAAUUAUCAGGAGGUUCAAGAAAUCAAAAUUCUACCUGAUGUUUUUGGCGCGAUUUCUUGGAUGUGUGUGGUUUGCUGUUCGACCUGGGUCUUUACUGAUUGAAUGCUUUCAAUUCUUGGCAGACUAUUGCCGAGUUAGAGCAGCAAGUGAGAGAGUUACGAGAAGAGGUGAGUCUUUCUCGCGAGUACGCCAAAAUCGAGCAAGUGAAAGAAAGGCUCUGCUGGCAGAGUGCCAUUCCCUUAAUCUUUUUGUCACAUUUACAUUAGAGAGCUUUAGAUUUUAAAAGACGAGAACUACUACGAGUGCGAGAUUUUCUCAAUAAUAAGUAGUGCUCGAGCGUGAGCCAGCGUCAUUUUGGCGGGAAAACGUGGUAGCCGUCGUCAUUCUACUACGAGUUUUAGCGAGAGUGUCGUAGUGGCGGGAACAAGUUAUCAAAUGUUAGAAGUUUUAGCAUUUUGCAAUCUGGAGAGGGCUCAACCUCCUUCAAUAACGAUAACAGUGCUAACUUUUCUGGUGAAAAAAAGUGCAAUGAAGAAUUCCGGGAAAAUCUAUUUUUUGACAAUACGCGAAAAAACUUUCAAAUCAAAUCUCGUACUCGUAGUCGUUCACGUCCUCGAAUCUAACGGUUUCUAUUCCUAGGUCCCCGCAACGGCCACUUUCCUCUCUCUGUCCUCACGGUGGGUGGGUAAGGGAGGUUGAAUCACGUGGAGAGGUUAAGCAUCACGUUUACGUCAAACGGCAAACGUGAAUUUGCACCACGUGACCAAGUUUCUCCAUUACUUGUCGUUCACGGUUCAUUAUUUCUACACAUGAUUUAGUGGUUUCACGCAAUUUUUUAUCCAUGAGAAUUAUUUUGAGCUGUUUUUAUCCGCUUAUUUUCUAUUUUGAGAAAUUCUUACCUUGAAUCUGACGUUUGUUGUAUACGUGAAACUUAAACACUCUUGCAUUUCAAAUACAGUGGAACCCCGAACGAUUUUCUUUACCCCUGUAAUUGUAGAAUAUAUGGAAAGGAACUUCGUUAUAGCGAACAAUUUUGGCCAUUCCCUUGGCCUUUCGUUGUAUCAAGGUUUCCACCGUAUCCUUUAACGGUUACUGACCAUAUUUGGUGGCAGAUUAUUCAAGCGAAUUCCACCCACAAGACUCAGUUGAUGGAACUAAGCCUGAUGAGAGAAGAGGAGAAACAAAACUACAAGAGACAGGAAGAAAACAUGGUGAGCUGUGCAUUUUUAUUUGGCCUCAUUCAAGUUCUCCACCAGCCUAUCAAGCGGUUUUUCUUCUAAAUAGCAUUCUAGGUAUACCGUAAAUCCUCUAUUUAAACCCCCUCUCUCCAAUAAGCCCCCCCCCCUUUAAGAAAAAUAAAGUUACAAUUCCGAUCUGGCCUUUUCUUUUUUUUUCUUUCAUAACAAAAUAGUGUACUGUAAUUGACAUUUCCCAGUAUCCCCCGCUGGGUGUUCGAUGUGAAUAAGACUUUUUGAUGAUUACCAACUCUCUUUUUUUGAACAGCAAGUAAAAUUCAAGAGCCAAAUUGAACAGCAAAAAUUACAGUUGCAACGUGAACACAGCACGGAGAUGGAACAGAUUUUAGAAAAGGUAAGGCGGAAAAUAAUAUUGAUUUUCUAGACGUACUUAGUAAGCCUUGGUAUUCUCUAGAACCGCCUGAAGAGUGGUAACAAAGGGUUGCUUUGUAGUUCAAAUUUUUUCAAUUGCGAUAAUGAUAAAUCCUCCUUAGCACGAUAUGAUAAAUGGAAUUUUUCCUUCUUUUAAGACAAACAACAGAAUGAAACAGAUGGAAGAAGAAUACGUUAGCAGAUCCAGCAAAGGACAAAAGGUCAGAGCAUUUACCUUUAGUCACCAUAUCAAAGUAGACAAGUAGAGACCUCGCUUAACUUUUGUUUUUACUUUUUUACUGGCGACGAUUCAACCUCCGAGCUGCGAGCUCUGCCCUUUUUUUAGCACAGCUUACCCACAUACCAUUCUUCUCAGCAAAGCGAGGGUGCUCUAUUGAAGGUUUGAAAAUUCCUGUUAACAGAGAAAGGUUGGUGGGCUGUGAGUAUGAACAUGAUUGCAAAAUUUAUCAUUGACCUGAGCAGUGGUUUUAUGUCCGAUCAAGACAUAUUUUGGGAUGUUUAGGCGAGCAAUACUUUUAAAUUUACAGCCCUAGAUUGCAUAAUUUAUUCUUCUGUGUAAAUCACUUCAACUGAAAAUACGGAAAUUGUAGUCGCUUGUGUGCUAUUUCAAAUGGCUGAGAGCAUGUGCUAGUAAUGGACAGUAGGCACAUGUGAACCUCAGCGCAAACAUCAGUUCCUCUUGAGUUUUUCAUCAGACACGUUUAUUUCUUUUAUUUAUCACGUAGACUCAGGGGAAUUCGAAUUCAAUUUAUCAAGUUUACAGAAAUUAUGUGUUGUUUCAAAAGAUAUGUUUGUGCCUCUUUUUUUUAUCACAGGUUAUAGAAACCCUAGAAGACGAAAUAAAGAAAUUAAGAGAAGAAAUUGCUCGGUAAGAUACGUGGGCUCUCAAGUUUUUCAACGUGAUCUGAAGUGAAUCGUUGUUUAAGCUUAUUUAGGUUUAGUAAAAGGACCGUAGGUUAUCACGCAGUCAGAGCUGUCUUAGCGAGGACGUCAUACAUUAAAUAACUUAACUUCUGAAAGAACAAAGACCGUAGAGGAAGGCAAUUUGAUUCAAUAAAAUAUAAGGAAUUGCAUGGUCUCUGGCUUUAGCAAAAUAAAUCAAACGCAGUGCACGUUUUUGCAGUACAAGUAACUUAUUGAGGUAGAUCUGUGGACAGUUGCCCGCAUGCGCAGAUACCAUAAUUUAAAUAAGGUGCUUGAUAUAAAUUCAAAAGAAGAUACCGUGGGAUGUAAUACCUCAUUUUAGCAAUAAUUCCAACCGAUCUACUAAUUUUGUGACAGAUAAAGUCAUUGCAGUCAACUCUCUCUAAGACGGACACCUUUGGGACCGGCACUAAGUGUCCGUCUUAGAGAGAUGUCGGCCUUAUAAAGAGUCAAAUAAAGGGAAUAAGCAAAGGCAGGGACCAACGCUGGGAGUCCGUUUUACAGGUGUCCAUCUUAUGGAGAGUCAAAUAAAAGGAGUAAAGAAAGGCAGGGACCAACUCUAGGUGUCCGUUUUACAGAGGUGUCCGUCUUAUAGAGGUGUCCGUUAAGAGAGAGUCGACUGUAUAAUGCUUCCAUGAAAGUUCAGCAUCAAUAAUUAUACCCAAAUAUUUAACAAAGUCCUUCAUCUCUAAUAUUACUCGAGAGUACUUAAGUUGUCAUUUGCAUGGGCUAGACUUGUAUCAACUGCGAAUAGAUAAAAAGUAAAUUUCUUGAAAGAUUUAUGGAUGCCAUUAAUAUACAAUUAAAAAGCAAGGGUCCAAGUGCAGAGCAUUGAGGCACUCCACAUACGAUAGUUUCAGUAUCAGAUAUGCAUUUGUCUAUUUCAAUCGACUGUCGACGAUCUGAAGCAUAUAAUCUAAACCAAGAAUUUAUAACUCCUCUUACUCCAUAGUUUUCAAAUUGGAUAUCCUCUAGGAGUUCGAUUCUCCGAAGAGGUCAGUGUGGGACAAGGAGAACACCCCUGCUCCCAUCCCUCGAGACCAUGUUUUUAAGCUUAUUCAAUUGCUAAGUAUCAGAACACAUUCUAAAAGACACCUUACUUUUAACUAACUGGGACUAAACUUUCUUGCAGGACAAAAACAAGCUUAGAAAAGAAACUUGCUCAAACCACAGCUAAACACGAAGACGAGAAAACAUCGGUGAAAAAGCAUCAUUCUACAAUUGUUAAGGUUUGUGAUGUGGAAUUAAUUUGUUCCUGGUGUUAUUGUUGUUUGAAACUUUGAUAUGUUUCACUGUUGCUCCCUUUCGUAACAAAGGUGCAUGAACAAGCACAGAGACAAAGUUGGGUGGCGCCAAAAAAAAAAACAAACAAGCAAACAAACAUAGUAACUCCUAGCGUCCCACAUAGACGUUCUUAAGGGUUCGUCACGUGGAAACGCGUGACGAACCCCUAAGAACGUCUCCGUGGGAGGCUAAGUAACGCCAAGUCCACACGAAUCCGGACAUUUUUGAAGCCGCGUAUUUUCUAACCGGAUUCGUUUUGUAGCCUGAAAGAAAUCACUAAAAAGCAAGGAAGGAGGGGUGGUGUGGAGGGGGGCGGUUGCGUUACCAAUUUCUCCUCAACCACCCCUCCCAUAUAUUUUUUUGUUUUGGCCCAGCACUUAUUAUUAGUUUGCUCAUGGAAGGCUUGUCUGCUACGCAGUUGCCCGUAGGCCGAUUAGAGCUAACACAGAGUUUAAAUGUUAAACCGCGGUUGAUUUUCUGUUUUAUACACCGUUUUCUUCUGAUUUUGGCUAACUUGACUGGGUGUCGCCAAUCAAAGGCUCACCAAUAAUUUUUAUAGGCUUUAUUAGCCUAAUUAACCCUAGAUUAAAGUUGACCAUCGUUCAAGAAACCAGGGCCAGUAUAGUGUGUUGCAAGAGAACUGUUUAGGGAUGUAAAUGAUAAACGUUCAAAAGAGAAUUUUGUUUUCUUUUUCUCCUUAGUCCUUGCAGCAAGAUGUGGAAACGCAGAAGACAAUGGUCAAACAUUUAGAGAAGCGCGUCCAACAAACGGAGCUCGACUCACAAGAAAGAGUAUGAAUAAGACUUUUGACAGUAACUGUAGUCAGUUCUUUAAACUAUCUAGUUGAUUUGUUGUAAUUAGGUUUUUGCGUUUGACAAAAGUGUCCACUUACCCUCCUCCCCCCACCUCUUACCCAACAUUUUGCCCUAAGUGAAGGGUUAGUGUUAUCUUUGGGCUAUGGGAGGGGUAGGUGAGGAGUCCGUCUCCAGAAUCAUAUUGACCAUUUUCCGAUAGGGAACUAUAGGGUAGUAUGCCACAGGGAAAGCAUGCAGAUGCGCCUUUAAAUUAUGGUUCUAAAAUUAUUCAAGGCAGUUCAAGGUUAUGAUCCAUCCAUUUAUUUAUUUAUUCAUUUUAAAUAUUUAUUCAUAUAUUUUGCUCCACAGAUAUCUCGACUGCGAUUACAGUACGAAGAGAAAAUGAAAGGUUUAAUGCCAGCUUCCCUCAGAGAGGUAAAAUUUUAUUGCCUUUGCUUAUUAAUAGGUAAGUUGCCCAGCAGAGUUUUCGUCCAUCGAAAACUAUAUUCAUUCUCGCUGCGAGAUAUCCCCUUACAUGCUACAUGCAGUGACAGACCAAAUUGAGGCCCGAAGGGCCGAAAAAAAAAAAAUUUGAGACUGGGGCUCCCCUUAUCUCAGGGUCUGAUGCUCUGAUCCUUUUUCAAAUUCUCCCAACUUAUUCAGUAAGGAAAUGCACACAAAUUCUCCAAACUGAUCUCUAUACAGAUAUUGGAGCUUAAAGGGUUAAUGAUUAUUUUUAAUAGAGGAUGACUUGCCUUGACCCUUAACUCUUGGGCAAUUGAGCUUUAACAGUUACUUGCCCAGCAAGAAAAUCUACUUGUCCCGGAGUCGAACGGGACUUUUUUCGAGCCCUGUAACCCCAUGUUUUGAUGAUUUACCCGUUGUUUGUAUUCACAGGAGCUUGAGGACACAAUCGAGUCGCUCAGACAGCAGAUAUCUGUGCUCCAAUCCCGUGCGCGAGUGCUACAGGAGGAACUGGACUCUGGGAACCAGUUUUCUUCGUCUUUCAGCAUUUCUGCUGUACGCGAUCAGGAUGAAUUAUGAUCAAACUGAAGAAAAAAAAUCACGUCGAAUAAGUAUAUAACAGAGUGGAGUGCAGGAUUUCUCUGAUCAAGGACACGGCAUUAUUGUUUGACAUUCGAAUCUGAAAAAAAAUAUAUAUCCAAGCAUUGUACAUAUUCCAGGCAAAAUCCUUGUUCAAUAUAGUUUCCAGGUCUUCCUCUUGCACUUGUGGUUGCGAAGGCCCUGGAAACAAGCCCUUUGCCUGCGACACUGAAAUACAUUUGUAUUGUUUCAUUUAAUAGAAUAAUUUAAACAUGUUUUGGCAUGUAAAUUCCAUAACACUGAUAAGCUCAGGUUUGAAAUUAUAAAAGAGUGUUCGAAGAUUUGUCCGUCGGUGUAAAACGCCAAGUGGUGAUUUCAAUAUUUUCCUAGUGUAAAUUAUUCCCCUUAAACGAAUAAACAUUUAAG